This is a messenger RNA of Anopheles nili, 1239 nucleotides long. RefSeq names its product protein bric-a-brac 2-like. Gene Ontology annotation, biological process: regulation of transcription by RNA polymerase II. Lineage: Eukaryota; Metazoa; Arthropoda; Insecta; Diptera; Culicidae. Gene Ontology annotation, cellular component: nucleus. Gene Ontology annotation, molecular function: protein binding. The coding region runs from base 1 to 1239 and encodes 412 amino acids. The transcript has 4 exons. The record is from RefSeq and is a predicted model, not a curated record.
AUGUCAACAACAAACGUGAUUUGGCAUGAACAUCUUGAGGAAAUUUUCGGCAGUGUUCAAAAACUGUUAGUGAACGAUCAUUUGAAAGAUUGUACAAUCCUGUGCGAAGGACAAUCUUUCACAGCUCACCGAUUAUUGCUGAGUGCUUCGAGCCGUUAUUUCAAAAGUCUCUUCGCCCGAACACCGUCAAACCCAACAGUGGUGCUAAAAGAUGUCUCGCCCUACAUCUUUCAAAUUAUCCUGGACUUCGUGUAUCAUGGCCAGGCAGCUCUCAAAACCGAAGAUCUUCCAGCGAUCAUCAACGCCGCCCUCCAUCUGGAGUUCACCUCCGUGGCUCUGAUGGCCAAACGGAUGGAGAUUGAGAUCGAGCAUCCGACCUCGCAGCAGGAGAGUGCCCUACCGCAGGACCUAACGUACAACCCGAGGUGUCUUGGGUCCUCUAUAGGCCAUCAGCCUCCAGCAGCUACCAACACCGAACCGGCCGAAGCCGAUCUCAUCACCGCUGGAGCUGCGCUUGUCAACCAACAGCCGUCCACAGUGGUCGGUGCCAGCAGUGCUGCGCCCUAUUUGAAGCAUGAAUCUGCAGACUGCUCGGACAACUCCGACAGCAGUGUCGAAACAAUGGUGCGCCUGGGCCAGAGAAGAAUCAACCCACUCGUUCGCAUCCCGAAGCAGUACAUGGCACCGGCCAAGCGAAAGCUGCCGGAAGUUUCACCGGGUGAGAAAUGGUUCCAGGGACGGCUAGAGUUCAUGCUGAGUCAACGGGGCAAACCACUCCUGGUACACGACGGCCACUCAUUCGGCAUCCAGUACAUCCGCAAGGACAAGAAGUACUGGCAAUGCAACCUCUCGCGCAAGUACAACUGCAAGGCGCGCGUUACUACAACUGACACCGGCGAUAUCAUCGUGACGAACAACGAGCACUGCCACACCGAGAUCCGGCAGCACCUGCGCAAGGACUACAAGACGAUGAAGCUUGCGGCCUCUCUAGCAGCCAACCGGGGCACGUUCGGUCUGUCCACGUUACCUAUGUUCUCGCCAAGAACACUAGUGCUACCCAGUCUACACGGUGAAUUCGUGGAAUGCAGCAACUCCGAGUCGGGCGAACAGCUCCAUGCCAGCCCGGCAGCGCUUCAUCCCGCAGGUGAACAAUCACCUGGUCAGUCUGAACUGGGCAGUCUCAACCUCUCGAUGGACAGUUGGGUGAUAAAGCGGGAAUCGAGCAACUGCAGCGAGUAA